Messenger RNA from Colletotrichum phormii, 1222 nucleotides. RefSeq lists its product as uncharacterized. The coding region runs from base 350 to 856 and encodes 168 amino acids. The transcript has 2 exons. The record is from RefSeq and is a predicted model, not a curated record. NCBI's taxonomy places the organism in Eukaryota, Fungi, Ascomycota, Sordariomycetes, Glomerellales, Glomerellaceae.
CCCCCCAAGAGGAUCAUAAAAGUCCGGAUACAACGUUUUGUGAUGAAAUUGCUGCCGUUCCCUAAUUUGCUUAAUAUACUCCAUCUGCCACCUUUCGCUCACUUUUCUCGUUUGCCUUUCCCUCCUCCUCCUCCCCUCCCGUAAUAAGCCUCCGCCAACCCACUGUUCAUCAAAAACAGCUUAUUCCGUCUUCGACAAACCUAAUUCCUCUCGGUUCGUCCAGUCACUCGCUACAGUCUUCAAGACUCUAUACAUUCGUUGGAACCACCAUACAACCGUCGUUCUCGAUAACCUCAAAUACAAACCCCGUAAUAAUCGACUUUACCGUCAACACUUCCACACAUUCAAAAUGAAGUUCUUCUACCCUCUCGCUCUGGCCCUCGCCGCCGUCGUUGCCGCUGCCGAUGAUGACUGCGACGCCGCUCCCAUCGUCGAGGCCUGCCUCACCAGCGAGAACGCAAAGGUCAAGGACUGCAACUCCACCGACUACGACUGCCUCUGCGCCGCCUACCAGGCCGUCGCCACCUGCUACAACAACUGCCCCAAGGACUCCCGCGCCUCACCCGCCCAGAACCAGGUGACCAUCUUCUGCCAGCAGGCCUCCCUCAACGGCUCCGCCGCCAUGCGCAAGACGCAGUCCGUCGUCUCGGCCACCGGCUCCGCCACCGGUGCCGUUGCCUCCGCUUCGGCCUCUGCCACCGCCGCCACGGGCACCAGCGCCUCUGGCAGCUCCGCUUCCUCCACUGCCUCAGCCAGCUCCAGCUCCAGCACCGCCAACAUGGGUGUUGGCCAGCUCGCCCGCAACACCGGCGGGGUUCUCCUCGCUGUUGCUGGUGUCGUUGCCGCUGUCCUCUAAACGAAUGAAAAAUCUUUUCAAGAUAACGCACAUAAUCUUCCUCCUAAACCAUCUUAGGGAAGGGGGGAACCAAGAUACCAAACAUCAUGUCAUUUAAAGCGAUUAUGUUUACGGUGCUCAAGAGAUUUCAGCAUGUUCCUUUUACGCAAAGACUACAGGACAGGACCUGAUUUGACGGAGCAUAUUGGCACCCAAGCGAGAAUUCGGGCCAAGGAAAGGGGGGAACGGCGAAAGAAAACCAACCACUUUUGUAUAUGCUUAAUCUUUGUAAUUACCUAAUUCCAGCCAACCUUCAUGAAGUUCACUUUUCAUGGAUGAGAGAGAAACAGGUCGACAAGAAAGAAAGAGAGACAGCAUGUGCUAAAA